ACUAGCGCCUCAACAUGGCGGCCAGUUUUCAGUGGUACAGCCCAAUCACGUGACGGCGCGGUCCGAUUCCGCUGGCAGCUGACACUCCGACAUGGCGUCCGUCAUCAAAGACACGGGCGAGAUCUGGGGCAGGCUGUUCGACCACCGACCGUUCGUCCAGGGGGAGGUGACGUUCUUCCUACGAGAGUUUCAGGAAAAGAGGUCUGACAGGGAGGUGGAACGUCUGUUCAAGAUACUAGAGUAUACGACGGAGCUGAAGGAGAGCCAGUUGGAUCGCACCGAGCAACUCGGCGAUUGCCACCUGCCCAGCCUCAAAGCGAACGUGGAUGUCGCGCUGAGUAUGUGCAACCGCGUUUUGCAGAGGGAGGACAAUUUUGACAGUGAUACCGUUUUGAGCGAAAACAGGUUACUCAGAAAAAGGGAGUGGGAGAAAUUCAUAAAUGAUAUGAGCGAUAAGUGUCAGAAGGUGGACCAGACCUUUCAGGAGAAGGAAACCGAGAUACAGGAGUUCUACGUUGACCUGGAAAAGAAAUUGCACAUUACGCCAUAGGAAAUAAUA
Vollenhovia emeryi is the source of this 559-nucleotide messenger RNA. It is a transcript of the gene Muted, whose product is annotated as biogenesis of lysosome-related organelles complex 1 subunit 5. Lineage: Eukaryota; Metazoa; Arthropoda; Insecta; Hymenoptera; Formicidae. Gene Ontology annotation, cellular component: BLOC-1 complex; transport vesicle. Bases 92 to 550 code for a protein of 152 amino acids. The record is from RefSeq and is a predicted model, not a curated record. The transcript is spliced from 4 exons.